This is a messenger RNA of Moneuplotes crassus, 1990 nucleotides long. NCBI's taxonomy places the organism in Eukaryota, Ciliophora, Spirotrichea, Euplotida, Euplotidae. The record is from the annotation of a GenBank genome assembly.
AUGGAAAACUUGCAAUAUUAUCCAGUGAAGGGGCUUUCUUCCUUCAUACGUGAAGAAGAUAAUCAAGAACCCACUGGUAUCUCAAAGAGGAAGAUUCCAGGUCAUAGAAGAAGAUGUCUCAAGAAAAGAAAGAAUAUUGGAAUUAACAAGAGAAAUAAAAUUAUGACUGUGAACAGAAAAUAAGAGACAAGGCCUGACUUAUGGAAAAGCCAAUUAUAGACCAAAUUAUAAAGAAGGGAUAGUCACACCAGAUAUUACGAGGAGAAAGAGGAGGGUGCUCAAAGUAGCUGAUCAGACUCCACCUAAACUAGAUGACCAGGCUACACCAACCAAAACACAUAAUCUUACAGCCUCUAUUUCAACUGUUCAUAGCUCAAAUUUAAAGGGAAGGUUGACUUCGAGUAUAAAGAGUUCAAAUCCUGCUAAAUUUAUUUAUCUGCCAGGGAGUAAUCCCUCAUCAACUUUGCGAAGCAGUAGAAUAAAAGUUAUGGAGAAGAAUAUGGAACUAUCUACAGUGACAGAUGAAUCACUCAACAACAGAGUUGAGAAUUUGGAUAAUAACUAUCAAGAUACUUCCUCAUUCAAGACUCCAAAACUCACUCAAAAGUCUAAGAGAAGGCUUAGAGUAGCUCCUGACCUUACCAGAAUGAGCUACGAGCCAGCAAGAUUGAGUAAAAGAGAAGAGAACAUUGUUUCAGAUGAGAUGAACGAUUCAGACCACCUGAAGGACCAGAAGGUCAGAGACUAUUCUUUUACUCCAACCAAGACACCCUUCAAGAAAAGCCCUGAAGAGCUUGAAAGGGCAAGACAGAAGAAGCCUUCAAAAAGAAAGGUGAAUAUUUCGAAUUACUCAGUCACUCAAAGACAUUAUGGAAAAUUUUCAUCCAGAUCAGUCAAGAAGGGUGACAGAUUUACAAAAUUACGGAAAUACAGACCAGUUGAAGCCCCUCUAAAGUACGAUAUUAAUAAUUUCAGAAUGGAAAAGCAGCCAAAUCAUGAUGGAACAGACCAAAAGAUCACAAUUUGGUGUACCUGUGAGGAAGACGUCAAGAAAUAUUUCUGUAAAACAGCCAGGAGCUGGACAGAAAUAGUGUCUCAUGAGUUCAAAUACCACAAAUGGAAGGAGUCGUAUGAGAAUAUCAUAAAGGGGCAGGUGCAGUCAAAACAAAUCUCGAAGGAUAUUGAGAGAACAUUUCAGAAGCAUUACGCCUUCAGGAAUACUUCGAUGAUUCAUAGACUAGCCAGGGUCCUCUGCGCCAUCUCUCUGUAUGAUGAUAAAGUCGGAUAUGUGCAAGGCAUGAAUUUUGUAGUAGGAGCCUUUCUUAUUCAUUGUGAAGAAUCAAUAGCGUUCUGGCUGGUAAUUGAGCUGUUUGAACGGUAUGAAAUGAGAGAGGUCUAUGAAGAUGGUCUGAAAGGAAUGUAUAGACAUUCAGGGAUCUGAGAUAUUCUAGUUCAACAAUACCUCCCUGAAUUGUACGAGCACUUUGGGGAAGUAGAUGUGAGAAUAGAGAUGUUCAUAAGCGACUGGGCUAUCAGUUUCUUAUGCUCGUAUAUACCUUUAGGCAGACUUAAAGAUUAUUUUACAUCCUUUUUCAAGAAUGGAUGGAGGGCUUUUCACUGUAUGGUUCUUGCUAUUUUAGAAUUCUCUCAGCUUCAGAUACUUUUAAGUGAAGAUAUGCCUUCAUGAAUGGGUGCAAUAAAAACUCUGAAAGAGCAUAGACAAUCAAUCAAUUAUGGAAAACCUAAAUCUAACCCAUCUAUAUUGAAAAAUCGCCUUCCUCGAUUUAAAAAUUCAAAAGCUCAUGUUCUAUCACUUUCAUUCAAAGAAGAAAUGGAGCAAGAUGAACAGCAUAUUUCUAACGAAAUCUGGGACGAAAUAUUCCAUUUGUUUGCCAAAUAUCUAGGCAAAAUUUCCCCGAAAGAGUACAUCAAGAUCCAUAACCAGGUAAAAAUAUAGUCCUUCAUUAUCAUACCUAAUUUUACUCAAUUA